GCGCCUCCACCGCAACGCGCCGCUGUUCCUGGAAACUCUGUGCGCUUUGGACGCUUUCAUCUCUUCUUUGCUCCGUUGGAUUGGACCUGCUGGAAACAUGUCAGGGUGAAACUGGAGUGAGGAGCGCGCUCGUCGGCACAACUGGAUGUCAUCUUCUUCUCUGCUCAAGUUGCGCUGUGCUAAUUGCGCGUCUGGGAAAAAAAAAAAGUAUCCAAUGCCGCUCUCUCUGCGCACCGAACCCAACUCAACUUCACGGUCCUGCCAGGAAAUUUAUAGGAGACUCAUUUGGACCAGCCAGGGAUCACAGUAUUAUAAGGAGUCACCUACAGUUGAGGGAGAAUGAGGAGUCACCGGGGCCGGGGGAAGCAGCAUGAGUGGCCCGUGCAGCUCCAUUAGACCGCUGGCCCUCAUGUUUCUAUGGAAGUACUUAACACUACAAAUCCUGCUCCAGAGCCAGGUGACCCCACGGGCCAGGGCCGCUGACCCCGCCGGGGCCGGCUUCAGUGGCUCCACCGGGCCUUUGGCCUGGCUCCUGUCCGACAAGGGUCCCUUUCACCAGUCACAGGAGUUUGUUGAUUUCACGGAGCGCUACCAGCAAGGAUUCACCACCAAGUACAAAAUAUACAGGGAAUUUGGCCGCUGGAAGGUGAACAGCUUGGCCCUGGAGAGACAAGAGAACAAUGGCUUUUCGUUACCGCUGGACCCCGAGUUUCUCCAGACCAUUAGGCAAGUGGGCAGGAGGCCCAGUCUCAGCGCCAUCACUGAUAACAUUAUCAGGAAAUACGGAACCCACUUUCUCCUCUCUGCUACGCUAGGAGGAGAGGAGUCGUUAAUGAUCUUUGUGGACAAGCGGAAGCUGAGUCGGCCGGCCGAGGUGAGUGAAACCAAUGGCACAGCGGUGACUUUGGAGAACCUGCACCAGCUAGCCGCCUCAUACUUCAUCGACAGGGAGAGCACCCUGCACAAGCUGCACCACAUCCAGAUCGCCUCCAAUGCCAUCAAGGUGACCGAAACAAGGACGGGCCCUCUCGGAUGCAGUAACUAUGACAACCUCGACUCUGUCAGCUCCGUUUUGGUUCAGAGCCCUGAAAACAAGAUUCAUUUGCAAGGCCUCCAGGCCAUACUGCCAGAGUAUCUGAGGACCCGCUUCGUCCAGGCAGCGCUCAGCUACAUUGGCUGUAACGAGGAGGGGCAGUUUGUGUGCCGCCACAAUGACUGCUGGUGCCACUGCAGCCCGGGCUACCCGCGGUGUAACUGCCCCCAGGAGCAUUUGAGGGCCAUGGAUGUGAGUUUGCAGCAAAUAAGAGACUCCUGGAAGAUGGCCAACCAAGAGUUUGAGGAGUCAGAUGAGUUUCAGAACUUUGUUCGGAGGCUUCCCACAUUCUACGCCCUGAACACGUCUGCCAUCCAGUACUUCUGGAAGAUGGAGGCGGCCGUUCACCAGCGCUACAAGCAACUGGAGCUCAGCAACCAGCAGCUUCUGAGCAAAGCACGACGCAUCAUCAACAGAGUCUUCACCCUCAGCAAGAGGUGUCAAACGCAGCCCAAAAUUAUCAUGCUGAGAGAGAGGCCCUUCAGUUACUGGCUGAAUUACAUCCUCUCCAUCAUGUACUGCAGCGAGAACAACCGCAUCGGCUCGUAUCUGGAGGAGACCAAAAGCUGCUCCUGUCCCUAUGAGCAUCCUCCCUGCCAGGGUGUGAUCCCCUGCACGGUGGGUGAGGGCACCGCCUGUGCAUCCUGCUCCUAUGAGAACCGCUCCCGCUGUGCCACCUGCAACCAGGGGUACAUGCUGAGUCAAGGCGUGUGUCGCCACGAAGUGCCCGACUCCACUGACCACUACAUCGGCUUUGAGACGGACCUGCAGGACAUGGAGCUACGCUACCUUCUGCAGAAACGUGACAACCGCAUCAGCAUUCAUGGAAUUUUUGUCAGCAAUGAUGUCAGGCUGAAUAACUGGUUCGACCCGUCUUGGAGGAAGAGAAUGCUACUGACGCUGAAGAGUAAUAAAUACAAGUCCAACCACGUGCACAUGCUCCUGGGUAUGUCUCUACAGAUCUGCCUUACCAAGAACACCACUUUGGACCCCAUGCUGUCUGUGUACAUUAAUCCAUUUGGGGGUAGUCACUCUGAGAGCUGGAUCAUGCCAACUGACCAGAACAGCUACCCGGACUGGGAGAGGACUAAGUUAGACCUUCCCUUUGACUGUUACAACUGGACAUUGACUUUGGGCAACAAGUGGAAAACAUUUUUUGAGACAGUCCACUUUUACCUACGGAGUCGAGUUAAAGGGCCCUCGAGUACUGGCAAUGGAACAGUAUAUUAUGAACCUUUAGAGUUUCUGGAACCGGGGCGAAAUCUUGGUUACAUGAAGAUCAACAGUAUUGAAGUGUACGGCUACAGUAUGCACUUUGACCCUGAAGCGAUCCAGGACUUGAUUUUGCAGCUGGACUACCCAUACACUCAGGGAUCACAGGACUCGGCUCUGCUGCAGCUGCUGGAGAUCCGGGAUCGGGUCAAUAGGCUCUCCCCUCCCGGAUCUCAGCCUCUGGACCUCUUCUCCUGUCUGUUGAGGCACCGGCUUAAACUGUCCACCACAGAUGUUGCCAGGAUCCAGGCGGCACUGCAAACGUUCAGUGCCAAACAGCCCAACUCAAUGGAAUACGAAACAACCAAAUUAUGUAGCUAAUCAGCAGGCACGUGGCCACGUGCACAGAUGGCAGCGCAGUUAUCACACAGGCCUGGAAAUGGUCACGAGAAAAUCUUGAGCAGUGCUGGGGACAUCUGGGGGACAUUUGUUGUAAAAGAUCUCGAGUGCAUUGUCAUGUCAGCUUUUGUAAAAAUUUGUACAUUGUAGAACUAAGGCGGAUUUCACCAAACUUGCCUCAUAGUUGUUAUUUUCAUGAAAAAGUAUACAUUUCUCUGCCAUUACUGAUAAGAUGCAAAUGUGCUGACAUUUGUAGAUUACACAAA
This is a messenger RNA of Thalassophryne amazonica, 2970 nucleotides long. It is a transcript of the gene brinp3a.1, whose product is annotated as bone morphogenetic protein/retinoic acid inducible neural-specific 3a, tandem duplicate 1. Gene Ontology annotation, biological process: negative regulation of mitotic cell cycle; positive regulation of neuron differentiation. The record is from RefSeq and is a predicted model, not a curated record. NCBI's taxonomy places the organism in Eukaryota, Metazoa, Chordata, Actinopteri, Batrachoidiformes, Batrachoididae. The transcript has 8 exons. The coding region runs from base 371 to 2686 and encodes 771 amino acids.